Messenger RNA from Beta vulgaris subsp. vulgaris (sugar beet), 2901 nucleotides. Its product is annotated as protein OBERON 3. Lineage: Eukaryota; Viridiplantae; Streptophyta; Magnoliopsida; Caryophyllales; Amaranthaceae. Gene Ontology annotation, cellular component: nucleus. The record is from RefSeq and is a predicted model, not a curated record. The transcript has 2 exons. Bases 221 to 2665 code for a protein of 814 amino acids.
AACUUUCUAAUUUUUUUUUUUUUUUUUGGAAGAAAAAGCAACAAUGGCGACUAUUUGACCAGAUCAUCGAAGGCGCCUAAGAUUCUUCGAAAUCUUCUUCUAUAUCAUUUGUUCAAAGUUUUGACAUACCCAACUUUUUCCUCUCUCUUCCUUCCUACGCUGUUUGAACUUUGACCCCCAUCCGCUUGUUUGUAAUUGUUUUUAUCUGUAUGUUGAGAGCAUGUUACUAGAAGAGAUUCAAGAGAAAUCGGAAAAUGGUAGCUAUGGAGCUGAGACUUCAUCAGAAAGUAAGCUACUAUCAAAGCUAGAUUCAGGUCAAAUUCCAGGUAACAGAGAUGAGAAAUUAGUAUUUUCAGCGAAUGGUUUAAGUUUUCUUAGAGAUUCAGGUGAAGGGUCUCAGUCAAAACCCUCAUCAAGACCUAGAGAUUCAAUCUCCGAGCUGAUGACAACUCCAGAUUCAGGUAAAAUUUUCAAUUCUGAUUUUCUUAAAGGGAAAGGGGUAGCUCUCGAGGAGGAUAAAUGGGUUGAGAGAGACUUUCUACAGUUGAAUGGUGGCCGAACUUCCAAACGAGAAGCGGCCGAUGAAGAGGAUAUAAACAAAAGGGAAAACUGCAACAAGAAGAAGCCUAAGCUUGUUGAAACGCAGACACUCAAGCUGUCUUUAGCUUUGCCUGACGUCUCGCUUUCGCUUUCUUCUGCAUCAAAUGCUGCACCACCAAAUUGUGAUGAUGUAGUUCAGCCCAUAUCAUCGAGGAGCAGGCAAGCUGUGGUACUUUCGAAUGCUGCUGCUGCUGCUGCUGCUGCUGCUACUAAUAAUAAUAUUACUCAGGCAACAUGGUCUGAUGAUUUUACUGCUGCUUCAUUAUCACAUAACCCUAGCUGCUCGUUGACUCAAAAUUAUUCUACUGAAUAUUAUGAAAAUUCCGUGGGUAGUCGUAGUAGGAGGGAGACGGAUCAAAUUUGGAAUGGUGGUGAGGGAACUAAUGGAUCAGUUCAUAGUCGUUUUAAGCCGAAUGGAGAUCAUGGAAGUGGUGUAGUUUAUGCUAUGUUGAACCGAUCUCGUCCGUUCAAUAGGGAUCCGUGUAACAGUGUUUACAAAGCAGCUGCCUCUGAUAGCAAUUCAUUCUUUCCCUCAGAAUUGCCCGCCAAGCCUAGAAGGGAUUUGUGUUCUGUAGACUCCAUGAAUCAUUCUUUGGACCAUUUGAAAGGCUUGGAUAGUUUAGAGGAUUUGAGAAGCCACAAACCUUCUAGAGGAGAAAUGAUUGUUCGAGAUGUCAUUACCGAGUCUAUUCCUGUCGUUUCACAAUUAUUUCGUGAUCUUCCUGUUGAAACAAUUGAAUCUGCUAAGGAGUACUUGAACUGUCUGAUUGCAGCGCCUGAGAGAAACAAUGACUUAGUUUAUUUGCAGAAUUCGCUUGAAAGCAGGUCUGAUCUUACUAGAGAGACUCUUUCCAAGUGUGACAGAUUUCAAUUGGAGAUCAUGAUUGCUGUGAAAUUUAGUCUAAGUGAAUUUGUUGCAGGGAAAGUACGCCUCUCAACCAGUGAACUGAUUGAAAUUUUCUUCUUCAUGAGAUGUAGAAAUAUGAACUGUAAAUCGCCGCUGCCUGUAGAUGAUUGUGAUUGUAAGAUUUGCUCGACAAAGAAGGGGUUCUGCAGCCAGUGUAUGUGCCCUGUCUGUUGUAACUAUGAUUGUGCCAGCAAUACCUGUAGUUGGGUUGGAUGUGAUGCUUGCUCACAUUGGUGUCAUGCCGCCUGUGGCUCUGACAAAAAUCUAAUAAGACCUGGCCCUAGCUUGAAGGGGUCCUCUGGUGCCACUGAGAUGCAGUUCUAUUGUCUUGGAUGUGGUCAUGCUUCAGAAAUGUUCGGAUUUGUCAAAGACGUUUUUCUUUGUUGUGCUAAAGACUGGGGUUUGGAAACACUUGUAAAGGAGCUUGGUUGUGUUAGAAAAAUCUUUAAAGGAAGUGAAGAUUUAAAAGGCAAAGAGCUAUAUCUUAAAGCUGCCGAGUUGAUUACUAGACUUGAAAGAAGGGCUAUAUCUCCAUCAGAUGCCUGCAGUGUCAUUAUUCACUUCUUCACUACCAAGUCUGAAAAGGAGAACAUGACAGAUUUUCCUACUGCUGGUAUUGGAGCAAACGACGUUAUAGCCAGUCAAGGACAUUGCUUAGAUGAUGCGUUCCCUCCUCCAUCCUCCAAUUUGGCCCCUAACUCUAGUUAUUUUACCUCUGGUACAAUGCUGCAGGGCUUGGUUUCUUUUGAUUUCCAUCAUAGUACUCCUAAGCGUCAUAUUUCAAGUGAUCGAACCCUGGAAGUCGACUUACCUGGGAAGUCCUCCAACAAGGAUGGAUUUGACAGCUUGGAAAGUAUCAUUCGCUUGAAGGAAUCGGAAGCCAGAAUGUUCCAGAAUCGAGCAGAUGAAGCACGAAAAGAGGUAGAGACGUAUCAGCAAUUGGUGCAGGCAAAAACUGAAAAGCUGGAAGCAGAAUACACUGAGAAACUUGCAAAGCUGUGCUUGCAAGAGACUGAAGAAAGGAGAAGAAAGAAAAUGGAGGAGCUGAGGAUAAUAGAGAAUUCACAUUCUGAUUACUACAAGACGAAGAUCAGAAUGCAGGCUGAAAUUAACGGCUUAGUUGAAAGAAUGGAGGCCACAAAGCAGCUUUGGGUCUGAUUGAUUUCCUUUUAUUUUCCUGAGAGGAAUUGACGUGCUACAGUGCUGAUGAUGGUUGUUUUUAACGGUGAUUAGCAUGUUCUUCUUUAACUCUUACAUUAUCUUUUUAUGAUUUUGUGAUUAUUUGGACAGUAAAUUUGUUUCCCAGACAGACUUUCAAGGGAAUGCUAAAUUGAAGGAUCCGCCCAUAAAGUUACCACUUGGUAAAAGUGAGAACUUCGGCACUUAGCAUGUCA